AUGUCCUCACGCAGUCAGAAAAAACGUACGCAGGUCAUUCUACAGAAAAGAACACACUGCCCAGAAGAAGAUGGAUCAAUUAAUGAAGCUCAACGUGAGGAUGAAUUUGACUCUACCAAAAGCUACCCUCAUGUCCCUUUGAAACUGAAGAUUAUAAAAAGGACUUCUUCAAGGAAAUCUCCUGAAAAGACAUUAAGGAUUCAGGAGGAUUACUCCCCAGUGUUGGAAAAAUUUGGCAAGCCUCAUUCCAAAUUCUUGCAGAAAUAUUUUAACCUCAAGGUAAUGACAGAGCGAAAAUUGAGACGAGAGAAAGACAUUGGAACAAAAGAAGCCACUACAAGCCAACAUGCUUAUUUUAGGGAGUUCAAGCCUGGUAAAAUCAAAAAGAGCGACUCAAAGAUAGUUCCAAAGAGAGAGUUAUUUCGGGCUAAGACAAAUUAAGUACUCACCACCAGCACCAAGAGAACUCCCGAGUGAGGAGAAUACAGAUUAUACACCUGUGUUUAGCAAUUUUGUGAUAUCUAAAAAAUCUACACCCGUAAAUAAGAAAUGAUCCCUUAAGUCCCAGAUUGCCUUCCAGAAGAAAAUGUGAAGCCAGACUCCCUUGAUGAGCAUCAGCCAAUUAGGUCUGAAAGGAUCACCUGGCUUAGGCUUCUACUCCACAAGGAACUCAGGUGACUAUGCAACAAUAAGUUCUGAAAAGAAGCCACUCAAGGCUAAACAAGGUUCAGCUUCGUAUUAUAAAGAGUCCCCAGAAUCAGAGACUCUUCUGAAAGAGAGCAGUGAGAAUUCAGGAUUAGAAAAAUCACUUGCAAUAGACUCCAUCCCACACAAAUUGUUCAGAGGAAAUAAGCUGACUCGAAAUUCAGUAGAAAGAAUGUCUUCCUCAAGAAGGAGUUGUAGGAGCCGUCAGACUGGGGUCGAGACCAACAUCAACAAUAUCCCUGUAGAUAACCUUAAAAUCGAUAGUCAGAAACAGUCUUGAUCGACCCUUUUGGCCAAGGAUGUAGGCAAUAAGAUUUGCAAGAGAAUGUAUACUGAUCGAUCUAUCAAGCGCCCUCUUCUAAAACUUGGCAAAUAUUUGAAACUGAAAAGAGUGAAAAACUCCUCAAACAAGACAUCAAGAGUCAAGGUUAGAUCAUUCAAGAAAAAGGCCCCUCCAGAAGACUUCUUAACUCUUAUUGGCAAAAAAUCAAGAAUCAGGAGCAACCAAAGGAAGCCGAAGAAAGAAGGUACAAUAAACUUGUCACAAAAAGAAGGCACUCAAAGUAAGAAGAGAAUUGUAAUCCAAAAUGUAUGGAUUAACCACCAGCCUGAAUUGACAGUGCUCCAGUCAACAUGGAGUCAGAGAUAGUCCAUGCCAUCGAACUCUUCGCUGGA
Moneuplotes crassus is the source of this 1380-nucleotide messenger RNA. The record is from the annotation of a GenBank genome assembly. NCBI's taxonomy places the organism in Eukaryota, Ciliophora, Spirotrichea, Euplotida, Euplotidae.